AUGAAACUGAUUCUUUUCCACGUGCUCAUGGCGACCACUGAAGCUUUCCUCAAGGACCACGUACAGUUCACAUCUACACGCUCGAAAGCGGCCUUCUCGAGAAGAAGGAAAAGUUUUAACUCAGCGCAGAGUCGUCGCUGGACGGACUCCGUGAUUGACCCAGCGGCAGCUUUUGCCCACGACGUUGACGUCCUCGUGGGGAGCAGUAGUAGCAACAACGAUAAUUUUUUUGACUCCGACAAGUCACCGUCCUCGCUGCGCUCAUCAGUCAACUUCGUUUCCCUCGCGGACUCACAGGCAGAUGGACUCCCUCGCCCUUUCGUCUCACGAAGGUACAAAUACGCCGAUGCUCAUUCCAACGAAGCUAUUGCCGAUUCACAAGUUGAGGACACCUCUGAGCGGCUUACCCGUCGGAAGACUUCCAUUUCUUCGCAUCCCAGCAGCUUUACAUCAUCUUCGUCUCUGCUUGAUAGUAGUAGGCAAAUGGAUCUCAUCCCAAGUUGCACCCAGCAUCACAAAAAGGAGUAUGGCUGCUACACUUACCUCCGGAAUUACUCACCGCAAGGAGUAAAACAACGAUACCUCUCAAUAGUAAAAUGUCCAAAGAGAAGAAAAUCCUCAACGAGGAGGCGAGAAGUCGACUGCGAGAAAAUCCCUACUUCGAGAAGUUGCCGAAAAUCCAGAAGGAAAACCAAGAAGAAGAACAGUCGUCGAAAGAACCGUGGCAGAGAUAGCUUCAAAAAAGCGCAGUGUCAGGCGCCCGGCGCCAGAUACUAUGUGAAAGGGGCCAACCACGGACCUGUGGAGAGAGACCACAAGAAUAACAUGAUUUUCAAGCAGAUCAUCAACGGCACGGACACACUGGAAAUCUUCACUUUCGAGCACCACGGCACUCAGCAGCGCUUGACCGUCGACGAAAACAGCUACUCCGUCGUCUUGCGGGAUGAAUUAGUCUCCGAAGAGCAGAAAUACCUCCAACAGUUCUACAUUCGACGAACGGUGGUUUGCGGCAAACAGUGCAAAAAAGCGAAUUUGGUAUUUUUCGAGUGGUGCCCAGCCGAUGGAUGCGCGAGGAGUAAACGCAAGCGCAAGUUCCUAGCGAUGUCCGCUGAGGGCUACUUGAUGAUCGUCAACGGCUCGCUGAGACAGAUGGAGAAGCCGAAGAACAAGAUUAAAAACGAGGAGUCUACGAGCGUUGAUUCGAGAAACAAGCAGUCAAUGAUGGUGAGCUGGAAGUGGAACAACUGCACACGUGAGAGCUGCCCGAUGUUCCAAAAAAGCGAGAAGGUCACGCGCAAGAGCAGGCGUACGCAGGAACGAAGCAGCGUGCAGUACGCCGGCGAAGCCACUCAAGCUCACCAAAAGAAAAGCCGAAGAAAAGACUCUCGGCGAAAAGACCGCACCAAGGACGAGAGCAGCAGCAUUGCACGCCAGAAGUACGUCGUCUACUUCGAGUUGAACUCGCUCAGCUCGAAGAUGAAGCACGACGAACUCUCGCCGACGCUGGAAGACCUCAAAGUCGCUCAACAGUUUCAUCAGCGAAGGCGGAAGAACUAG
Molecule: messenger RNA, 1557 nt
Organism: Oikopleura dioica
Lineage: Eukaryota; Metazoa; Chordata; Appendicularia; Copelata; Oikopleuridae
Source: the annotation of a GenBank genome assembly